Messenger RNA from Bufo bufo (common toad), 5115 nucleotides. RefSeq names its product Sp4 transcription factor (gene SP4). The transcript is spliced from 5 exons. The record is from RefSeq and is a predicted model, not a curated record. Bases 101 to 2596 code for a protein of 831 amino acids. Lineage: Eukaryota; Metazoa; Chordata; Amphibia; Anura; Bufonidae.
CCCUGUCAUCCAGGACCAUGGCCCCCUCCUCCUAUCCCCCCGGCCGGUGACAGCCUCCUGUGGGGUGUGCCACCAGCCAUGGGGUCGGGUUUACUACAGCAUGUGCCUGCAGGUUACAAAUAUUGCAUGGGGGGAGGGUCUUAUCCGACAGGUUGCCCCCCUGGUGCCACCCAUGACAGCGGUGCCUCCAGUAUGCCUGGCAGAGGUCAUCUUCAUCCUGGUACUGUGUCUUUUGUCUUCUCGCUGGGUGACAUAUGUCAGUCUUCAUUACUUUACAGAUCAGGCGGAGGAAGACAUGGCCAGCGAGGGAGGGAAGGCCAGUGAAAGCGAGGGCAAGAAAAAAGGCAAAGGAUCCGCUUCACAGGACUCGCAGCCCUCUCCCUUGGCUUUACUAGCUGCAACCUGCAGUAAAAUAGGAACAACAGGGGAAAACCAAGGCGCUGGACAGCAGCAGAUUAUCAUCGAUCCCAGCCAAGCACUAGUCCAGCUUCAGAACCAACCACAGCAACUGGAACUGGUGACCACUCAACUGGCCGGUGGCGCCUGGCAGAUUGUGGCCGCGGCUCCCCCUGUUUCAAAAGAAGGCAGCAUAGCACAGCAGGGAAUUUCGAUAGCUGCCAGCACAGCGGCCUCCUCAAAUAAUAACAGCGAGAGCACGUCGCCUACAAAAUCCAAAGCGAGCAGUUCUGUUGCCGCCCCAGGGCAGUUCCAGGUCAUCCAAGUCCAGACUCCCGGGGGCAAUGUACAGUACCAGGUCAUCCCACAGAUUCAGACCCUAGAAGGCCAGCACAUUCAGAUCAGCCCUGGGAAUGCCACCGCGCUGCAAGAUUUACAAGGUCAAAUACAGUUUAUUCCUACUGGAAAUAAUCAAGCCAUUAUCACAGCUGGCAAUCGAACGACAUCUGGAAAUAUUAUUGCGCAAAACUUAGCAAAUCAGACAGUUCCAGUGCAGAUCCGUCCCGGAGUGUCAAUCCCGUUACAGCUGCAGACCAUUCCUGGGGCUCCUCAAGUGGUGACAACCUUGCCCAUAAACAUAGGAGGAGUGACUCUUGCCUUGCCAGUGAUAAACAGUGUCUCUGCCGGGGGAAACUCGGCACAGAUCGUUCAGUCCACAGAUGGCGGGAUUACCAAUGGAAAUCAGCUGGUAUCCACACCCAUCACAACUUCCUCUGUCAGCACCAUGCCCGAAUCUCCCUCCUCCUCCACAUCCUCAACCUGUACCACCACUGUGUCUACGACCCUGACUAGCAGUGAUACGCUUGUCAGCUCGGCCGAGACAGGCCAGUUCACCAGCACAGCAGCAAGUAGUGAGCGUGCCACAGAGGAAUCCCCAUCCUCCGUCACAGAGGCUGAGAGUCAGAGCAGCAGUCAGCUGCAGGCCAAUGGACUCCAGAACGCGUCCGAACAGUCCAGUUCCUUGCAGCAGGUGCAGAUUGUAGGACAGCCUGUCCUACAGCAGAUCCAGAUCCAGCAGCCCCAGCAGCAGAUAAUACAAGCCAUACCCCAGCAGUCGUUUCAGCUUCAGUCAGGACAGACCAUCCAAACUCUGCAGCAGCAACAGCUGCAAAAUGUUCAGCUCCAAGCGUUAAGCCCAACCCAGGUGCUCAUCAGGGCCCCGACAUUAACCCCAUCUGGUCAGAUCAGCUGGCAAACCGUGCAGGUUCAGAACAUUCAGAGCCUUCAGAACUUGCAGGUCCAGAACACGGGCUUACCCCAGCAGUUAACCCUAACCCCGGUGUCCACAAGCGGCGGGACGACCAUUGCACAGAUUUCACCGGUUACCAUGGCCGGCACUCCGAUUACACUCAGCGCUGCCCACUUUACAUCGGUGCCUAAUCUGCAGACAGUGAGCGUUGCAAAUCUUGGUGCAGCAGGAGUCCAGGUACAGGGAGUACCAGUCACAAUCACGAGCGUUGGAGGUCAACAACAAGGAACAGACGGAGUCAAAGUACAGCAAGCUACCAUCGCACCCAUGACCGUUGCAGUAGGCGGCCUUACUAAUGCAACCAUUGGCGCUGUCAGCCCUGACCAGAUUACACAGGUGCAGCUUCAGCAGUCCCAGCCAUCAUCAGAUCAGGAGGUGCAGACAGGAAAGAGGUUAAGAAGAGUUGCAUGUUCAUGCCCCAAUUGCAGGGAAGGAGAAGGAAGAGGCAGCAGUGAGCCUGGGAAGAAGAAGCAGCACAUCUGUCAUAUUGAAGGUUGUGGAAAAGUCUAUGGGAAGACAUCCCAUUUGCGAGCACAUCUUCGUUGGCAUACCGGAGAAAGGCCUUUUGUAUGCAACUGGAUAUUUUGUGGAAAAAGAUUCACUCGGAGCGAUGAGCUGCAAAGACAUAGAAGAACGCACACAGGUGAAAAACGUUUUGAGUGUCCGGAAUGUUCAAAGAGAUUCAUGAGGAGCGACCACCUCUCCAAGCAUGUGAAAACCCACCAAAACAAAAAGGGAGGUGGAACCGCCCUGGCUAUUGUAACCUCAGGGGACCUGGAUGCGUCCGUCACCGGGGUCCUCAGUUCUCCAAGAAUAGUCGCAGUUGCAGCCAUUUCUCAAGAUUCAAAUCCAGCCACCCCAAAUGUUUCCACAAACAUAGAUGAAUUUUGAAUGAAGUCAUAAGGACUUUCUUUGUUGGUUUUUUGCUGCACUUAAAUAUAUGGAUUUACAGAAUCGUGAACAGUUCUGUAGAAAGCCUUUCAGAGGUAAUCAUGAUUUUUUUAUUUUUUUGUUCCUUUAAAUAUUCCGAGGAUAGGGGGGAUGAAGCUAAUGCAGAUCAAGCUGUGAAUAAUAUCCAUUUUCUAUUAUUACGCAAUAGAAAGCUAAGAUAUUUUAUCUGCAUCAUGUGUUCUCCAUUUUGUUAAAAAAAAAAAAACUUCAACUUUUUAAUGUGCUUUCAUUCAUCUUCCUCUCAAGAAACUGCGCUUUCAUGAUGAACCACAUAAACGAAUGGCGGGCGAUAAGACUCACGGCCACCAAUAUAUUACAAACUCUGUUUGUAAAUGGCCCUACAAUCAGUUUGUAUUUAUGAUAGCAAAAGUUAGUCUGAGGUUACCUUUACAAAGAAGUAAUUUUUUUAAUGGAGAUCUGAUAUUUAAGCAAAAUUUUCUGAAAAAUCUUAUUUAUAUAGAUGCAAUGUUCAAAUUAUGCAAGCUGCAUUUAGUUUGAUGCUACCUGACAUUGAAAAUGCUGUUUCUUAUGUAACAUUUUGUACAUACCCACUGCUUUUUUUUUUCCACAUUCCAUGGUUUUCUUUUUUUUUUUUAUUGUUUGUUUGCUAUGGGUUGGUAGAAUCGGUAUAUACCGCAUCCAUGGUUCCUACAAAGAGGAAAGGCUGAUUGGAAGAGUGAAGGCCCUGCGUGGUUAUCCCAUAAUGUACGGAUCCCUUCAUAGUGCAGCUUUGUAAAGUUUUCUUUCACAAUUCUCGAAACAUUUCUUGUAAGCAGUUGCAAUUUCUAGAAGCACAACUUAUGUAAAUCAGAUAAUGUUUUUUAUAACAUUCAGUAUCUACCCUGUAUAUGGACAUUUGGUUUCCAGGUCAUUUUAACAGGUAAAUAAAAAAAGUUUUUUUUUUUUUUUUUUUUCGUAAAAGGGGUUAGUGGGUCAUCAAAGAGCCAUAUGUAAAAAUAGCAGGAUAAAAAAAACACUUUUGUACCAGAUUUCUUUGUUAAACGGGCUAUUUUAGGACAUGUGCCUAAUAUAGUUUUUUUUAUAUAAGUUGUGCUAUUAACGCCCGACCCCCCCCCCCCCCCCUUCUCUAUAGAAACCAAUUCUGCGUCCCCACAAAAAUCCAGGAUGUGGCAUACUUCGCAAAAUAUGCAGCAUGCCCGUAAAAUACCACGUCCAUCCACUAAUUUGCCAUAUGUUAUACGACGCUUUUUUUUUCCUGCUUGAGCCACCACAACAGAGGCUCACUGACGUCCGAAAAUAAGCUUAGGAAGAUGCAAAUUAUGAGAUGAAGAUUUGGAUGCUGGAUAUCUACUAUGUUUUCCUAAAUAAGUAUAUUUAUAUAGUAGUGUCAGAAUUCUUGGGAUUAAAGAUGGCACUUUUGACACAGCGCAAGUGUGCAAAUAAGUGUGUAUGUGUGUGACUGUGUGUAUUUCUGUAUAUACAAUAUAUAUGCAUAUUGUUAUUUUAACUAUUGCAAUGUUCAGCAGAUAUAAGGAUCAUUUGUGAAAUAGACAACGUUAUCAGACAUAGCUCCACACAAAUACAAUAUUUAUUUUCAUAGACCUUAAAUCAGAUCUCAGUAACCAGAUGAAGGUAAGAAGGCGUCAACUUCUGUAUAUAUUAUGGUGCAUUGUACAAUAAAGCUGUUCUUUUAGGUUUGUAUUAGCUGCGGUUGUAGUCAUGGAUUUAGAUGUACUCAUGAGCACCAAUGUGCAUACGUUUAGUUUGCAUGUUGAAAAUUAUUAUAUUAUUUUUUUUAUUCUCUUUUGAGCACUUAAAGUGUACCCUGGUUUAUUGCAAUUUUGACACACCAGCUCACGGGCACCCAACAAUUGCUGGCGUAAUAAGACCUCCCAGGUAAAUGGUAACAUAACUCCAUGGAUUCCAGUAGGGCAGUAAUAUGCAUGGGGUCUGUGAGCUGGGACUAUGAGGUACCCUUCAAUGUUAUUUGUGUUAUUACAUUCAGGAUUAGCUGUUUUGUUCAUUUCAUUCGUUUAAUUAAAUGCUUGUAUUCAUGGUCACUGAUCUUCCCUAAUAUUCUUGGCCAGCUUUAAUGAAUUAGAACCCCCUGCUUUAAAUCGUAAUCUUAAUAUAUUCUGCGUAAAGGCUGAAGUUAAAGGUUCCUGCUUAAUUCACUAAAGUAGAAUAUGUGUGAAGUAAAACCUAUGGCACAAAUGUAGUCAGUCAGUUUAUUAGGAACCUAUGACAUCAAUAUCUUCUACUUAAAAAUAUAGGAGGACAUUUAUCAUUCCCUGUGCACCAGAAUACUGGCGCCAAAAAGUCCCAAAGAUCAGCUCAAGAUUUUGCGACUUUUUGUGGGUGUUUCAGAAACCACUCACCACUAUUUAAAGUGUGAGGCGGGCAGCAAUGUGGCAUAGAUUAUAGCCACAGCUCGCUUGCUGCUGUGGAUUUGCACUUUGGCGCACGGACCUUCAAAGAUGCAACACAAAUACUAAGAG